UCCGAGGCUAUCGAAUUUCUCCACUUUUCAAAAUGGCCGUCGCAAGAAGGAUUGGAAAAAUGGCAGCUGAUUCCACUGCAUUUUUUCUUUGCGAUAUGCAAGAAAAGUUCAGGCCGACAAUCAGAUAUUUCCCUGAGAUUGCAAAAGUAGCGAACAGGCUGAUGCAAGCAGCUGGCAUUUUGAAGAUACCCAUGAUUGCCACAGAACAGUACCCAAAGGGACUUGGCAGUACAGUCAGUGAAAUUGAUGUCAGUAAUGCCAAGGUGUUUCCAAAGACCGUCUUCUCAAUGAUGAUACCGGAGGUGGAGGAGCAUUUGAAGACAUUGCCUGAAGUUAAGACAAUUGUUCUGUUUGGAAUUGAGACUCAUGUUUGUAUUCAGCAAACCUGUCUUGAUCUGCUUGAAAAGAACUAUGAAGUUCAUGUUGUAGCUGAUAGCUGCUCUUCAAGGACACUUGUCGAUCGGAUGUUUGCUUUUGAGAGAAUGAAGCAAUGUGGUGCGUUUAUCACAACCAGCGAGUCAGUUCUGUUCAUGUUGAUGAAAGACGCCAAACAUCCAUGCUUUAAGCAAGUACAAUCUCUAGUCCAAGAAUCAGCUCCUGAUUCAGCACUUCUUGGAAAACUGUAAGGACAAUUUUUCCAUGAUUAUUUUGUGUACCCUGCAAAUUUAUAUUUCGUGUAAUUAAGUGAUCAAUAAUUUCAUAUUUUGAGUAGUGGACUCAAAACUUAGGUAUAAAUUUUCAAUCGAUUUGGAAAGAAAAGUUUGAUAAAGUUGGAAUAAGCUGAGGCUGACCAACUGGAAAA
Molecule: messenger RNA, 802 nt
Organism: Rhopilema esculentum
Lineage: Eukaryota; Metazoa; Cnidaria; Scyphozoa; Rhizostomeae; Rhizostomatidae
Product: isochorismatase domain-containing protein 2
Source: RefSeq, a predicted model, not a curated record